Anopheles gambiae (African malaria mosquito) is the source of this 9078-nucleotide messenger RNA. It is a transcript of the gene RapGAP1, whose product is annotated as rap1 GTPase-activating protein 1. Gene Ontology annotation, biological process: activation of GTPase activity; regulation of small GTPase mediated signal transduction. Lineage: Eukaryota; Metazoa; Arthropoda; Insecta; Diptera; Culicidae. The transcript has 8 exons. Gene Ontology annotation, cellular component: cytoplasm. Bases 2193 to 5312 code for a protein of 1039 amino acids. The record is from RefSeq and is a predicted model, not a curated record. Gene Ontology annotation, molecular function: GTPase activator activity.
UGUACGCACAUUUUCUAAACAAUAGCGUAGGAGUGAGCACGUUGCCGCACAGGAGGGCUUGGCGCGCGAAAGACCCGCUUCUGCAAUUCGACCAUCGAAAGUGACCCGUGUCCGCGUGUGUCUGUGUGUGUGUGGGGGGUGUCGGACGCGUGUAUUAGAAGUGAUAACGAUUUGAGGAAGUGAUUGAAAGGAUACAAUUUAUCGGUUUUGGUAUGGAAAUACAGUGCGUGAAAGUGUGAAACAAGAAGAAGGGUUGCGUGUGUGUGUGUUUUGGUGGAAGUAAUUCACCCGCAAAACAGAUAGCAGCGGGGCAACAGUUGGUUGUGGCUGCCGCCGCAUCCUUGUGCUACUACCUAGGUGAGCUGUUUCUCUGUGUGUACUGUACUGGUGUGAAGUAACCCUGGCCAGAGGAUGUAGUGUGCGCUGCCGUGUAUUCUUUACACACACACUACACACUAUUGCGUGGCGUUUCUAUCGGAGUGCAAUGCAAACAAGCUGCUGUGUUGCUGGUGUGUGGUGGUAGGGCGCGCGCUUUCUAAACGCUCCGAGUGCCGAAAUCGAAAACAAACCGCGGUUCCGCACGUGUGUAUGUGUACAUGGUGCGAAUUUUCGGAAAUCGGUGACAGUGAUAGCGGGAAAGUGUAAGUGAACCGAAUUGCUAUUGGUAUGCGUGACAAAUGCUAAGGUUUAUCUAGUAGCCGCCGUGAGCUUACCUUGCCGCGUGUGUGACAACCGACGAUCAGCCGACGAGUGUGUGCGAGUGUGUCCCCGCGAGUACUUAUCCUACGCGCUCUAUGGGGGUGUGUAUUGUUGUGUGGUAAUUGCCGCGCGUGUGUGACACACUGUAUAACCUCCGUAGAGGCAGUGCGCCCUUUUGCUAGUCCAACGCUGCUUGACCGUGUCGUCUCACUGCUUCAAUCAGCGCGUUUGCUGCAGGUCCACCUGGGCAGGGUCACCACCAGUCGCGUAGGGCUUGUUUGUGUGUCCACGACCACGGCGACCUCGGGCAAAAGUGACUAUGCUACCUCUAGAGGACUUAAAGCAUUGAAGGCUUUAGCUCUGGCCACUUGGAAAGGAUACAAACUUCCGGCUGCUACCAAAUUACACCGAAGCGAAGGUUUCGAUCUAUGUCUCUGGUUUGAUUGGAGAGUGGAGUAAAAUUUUGGAAAACUGCCAUCAUCGUCAUCUUCGAUGUGUGUGUCCUUCGCCGGCGCUGAUUGAUGGACAAAUAGGUGGUAGCGUUUCGGUGCGGUGCAGGUUUUUUUUUUGAGGCUGGCGUAACGCAAUACGCAACUGCGCCAACCGUUGUGACGACUCGACGGGCCCGAGUGGCAUUGCCAGUGGAGGUGAAAUGAAAGUGCAGUGCAACAAUAAUUAAUGCACAACCACAAGACAAGAGACGAAUGUGAAACGGAUGCGCGCAUCGUGCGGGUGCGGUACUUGGCAGUGGAAAAGUCGAACCAAAACGUGACGCGAGUACACCAACGCCAACUUCGUCGAGCCGUAGCCGUAGUGGGUGGCGGUUCAAGACGCGUGUUGGAAUGUAAUUGUAACGAGGUGAAAAAAGAAACAUCCAGACGUCGAUCGUUCUGUGUCCCACUGUGGCCGAUCUUGUUAACCCCACGCGAGUGAGAUUGUGUGAGUGUGCCAGAGCAGGGGCUUCGAAAAAUUGCAAAGAAAAGUAUCGGAAAAUCGGUUCGAACCGGGGGUAGGGGAAGGUGGCGUUAAGUGUAGGGAAAAUUACUCCAAAAUUGGUUUGUUGGUGUGCAAUAGUGUACUCGCGCUGUCUGUUUCUGUGGGUGUGUAGCCGUGAAAUUGGCCGAUAGGGGGAGAAGGUGCUGCGCGACCCAAAACCGUAUUACUAAUUUCAAUUGCUCUUCUUCUUCCCAGGCCGUGUACGUGUUUCUAAAUGUAUGUGUGCGUGUAUGUGCCCCACAGCGAGGGGUAGGGAGCGAAAAAGUGUAGUGUGAAAUAUCCAACCCCUGGCUGUGUGAGUGUGUUAGUGUCCAGUCUGUGGAAAACGACUACGGUGUCCGUAGCUUCAUAAUCAUCCCAAUAUCUACCUGCCUCAGAUGAUUGAUUGAGGUGAUCACCGUGAAGAAGAGGAAGAAGAAGACGAAGAAGUUUCCACCUCACAUCUCUCACACGGGAGGGAAAGUCUUCACCAAGCUAAACCAAAUAUAUACGUGAAAAUGUUGAAAAUACAAAUGCUCGAACAGAUCGUGACGAACGAGAACGUAAUCGACGAUGCUGAUGAUCAGCGGCACAGUGGCGGUGCUGGCCGGAGUGCCGGUGCGCUGUCACCUGGUGGGCCGUUAGCGGACGGCAGCUCCAGACCGGGUAGUGCCAACCUUAGCCCGAUCGCAUCGAAAGGUUCUUCGACGUCGGGUGGCGCUGGAGCGGACGAUGAAACGCGCAGCCUUAAUCGGAGCUCACGCUUAUCACCACAAGGGCGUCAACAUAUGGGCGGGUGGACGACGGCAGCGGCAAACGCGAAACAGAAUGGACUGUCCGCGGGCACGACCGCACCGAGCAGCAAGAGCGCCACCACCAGCCCGGACCGGUUGCGCGGCGCAACGCACGAUCUGUUCGAGCUGCUCGAGCGCGUCCAGUGCUCGCGGCUGGACGAUCAGCGCUGCGUUCUACCGUCGUACUUUACACAGGUGCGUACCGUAAGCACGGGCACAAAAACUCGAAUGGUUUGCAUUAACACACGCAGUGCCGAGGAGCGAAUCGCGAACCCGCACAGCACCAAUGAGUCGACCAACAACCUUAGCGUACAAAUUCCCCAGUCGAUGGGCGGUGGCGGCGGCAACACGCGAUCACUGCUGCGCCACUCGAACAGCAUGUCGUCGAAUCCGCACUCGAACUCGAACUCGACCCCAGCCUCGCCGCACCUGCUGUCCAACAGCUCGAGCGUCCACCUGCACCACGCCGGUGCUGGUGGGGGCGGUCUGCACCAUCACCAGCAGCAGCACCCCCAGUACCAGUCGCAAUCGUCCGUCAGCUCGCAGUCCUCCUCGAUCAUCUCGACCGUUCCGCCGGUGCAGCGGCUGCUCGAGGACGCGCUCAGCAAACCGGGACCGCAUCCGAUGAUCAUCGUACCGAACAGCGGUGGCUACUGGGUGGACGGCACGGACCAUGACGCAUCGUACGAGGUGCCGUCCCACACGACGUGGCGCGUCGGUAAGAUCGAGUCGGACGAUACGGCCAAGUGCUACCGGCGGUUCUUUAUCGCGCGCGAACACUCCAACCUGGUCGGGCACGACGACCAGCUUGGUCCGGUGCUGCUCUCGAUCAAGUCGGAAAACGUGGCCAACCAGGAGCACAUCCGGAUACUGUUGCGACUGCGCACCGGCACGAUGCACGAGCUGAUACCGGCCUCCUGUCUCGGUAGCAGCCCGUCCCCCAUCAAGAUGGCCCGGCUGCUGAACGAGCAGAUCAACGUGGACAGCUUCAUGCCGGUGCUGUGCCCGAAAGCGUCCGCGCUGAUCGCGAGCUACGACGAGCACGUGUUGGUGACGAACUUUAAGUUCGGCGUGCUGUACCAGCGCUUCGGCCAGACGGCGGAGGAGGAGCUGUUCUGCAACAGCGAGACGACGCCCGCGUUCGACGAGUUCCUGGACGUGCUGGGGCAGCGCAUACGGCUGCGCGACCACAAGGGCUACCGGGGCGGGCUGGACAUCCAGAACGGGCACACGGGCGAUACAGCCGUGUACGAUGUGUUUAAGGAGCGCGAAAUCAUGUUCCACGUGUCGACGCUGCUCCCGUACACCGAGGCCGAUCCGCAGCAGCUGCAGCGCAAGCGGCACAUUGGCAACGACAUCGUGGCGAUCGUGUUCCAGGAGGAAAACACGCCCUUCUCGCCGGCCAUGAUUGCGAGCCACUUUCUGCACGCGUUCAUCGUGGUGCAGCCGAUCGAGCCGAACACGCCGAACUGCCGGUACAAGAUCUCGGUGACGGCGCGCGACGAUGUGCCGUUCUUUGGGCCGACCCUGCCGCAACCGUCCGUGUUUAAGCGCGGCCCCGAGCUGAAGGAAUUCCUGCUGACGAAGCUGAUCAAUGCGGAAAAUGCGUGCUACAAGGCGGACAAGUUUGCGCAGCUGGAGCUGCGCACGCGCUCCUCGCUGCUGCAGAAUCUCGUCGACGAGCUGAAGGAGAAGACGCGCGAUUUUCUCGGCAUGGAUGUGGGGGGUGGGGCGGCCGGGGUGCCUACCUCGCCGACGCCCGAGACGCCCAAGUCGGAGGGGGGUUUUACCGGGUCGCGGUUUAUCGACACGGUGAAGAAGGCGCUGAACGCACGGUUACGGUCACAGAAUUCGGACCCAACGAACAAUGGCAGCGGUGGGGCAGGGAGUGUGGAUACGGCGACGGGUGGUGGUGGGGCCAAGCAUCACAACUCGAUGAAGAAGUCCAAGGAUGGGACGAGCCUGGUGUCGGACAUGCCGUGUGGACCAGGCGGAGCUGUUAAUAUUGGACGAUCGCUGUCGAAGAGCAGUACGACUGGGUCGCGCAAAUCACCGAACGAUUCGGUUGCCUCCUCGCCGGACAUUACGUCCCGCUGUUCGCUUAAUCCAACUCUCACCAACAACAACAACAAUAGUAAUGCACCCAACAACAACAACACGAUCGGAAAGAAUCACCCGAAUGGCAGCGCGAAUGGUAAUGGAGCCGGUGGCAAUGCUGCGGCCGGUGGCGCCAACAACAACAAUGGCCCAGUGGCCAUGUCCGAAACCAGUGACGAUUCAAGCUUGAACAGUGUCGAUCUCGAUCCGAUGGUUUUUCUCCCAACGGUAGAUGCUGGCGCUACGUACAUCGACAGUGACACGGGGCUGGAGUCGAUGUCGUCGGCGGACGCAACGACCAAGGCUUGCUCGCUCUGCCUGGACGGUACGGGCUCGACGAACGGUGGCGGUAGUGUGGUGAGCGUUAGCAUCAGCGGCGCGAGCGUUACGAUCGAUGGGGGCAAUGCGCGCGAACUGCGCAACAGUGGCGGUAGUGCGAGCUCGGGCACGGGAUCCACUGCUAGUGCAGGGCAGAUGGGGUGCGGUAGUGUGGUGGGCCAGGGGGCCGCAUCGGUGACGCAGGAAACGCUGCAGCAGGUCGAAGGGAUGCGGCAGGAGAUAACGCGCCUGAAAUGUGAUAAACUGGAUCUCCUUCGGCAGAAUGUGACCUGCCAACGUGACAUCAAGCGUCUACGUGAACGUGAACUAUCGCUACAGGGUGACCUGGCCGCCGCCGGCAAAGAGAUCCUUCGGUUGCGCGACCUGCUCAAGGAGUGCCUACCGACUGCCGUGGCCGAUCCGAUCUAAAGGCUCCACAUAACAGAAAACAGACACACAUACACACAUCGACAUGCCACAGGAAGCAGGAUCUUCUACUGGACGAGUUGUUUGUUUUUGUAUCGCCUUUGCUUUUGUGUACAGUACACCACUUCCCUUCUGUUUUCUGUUCGUUAUUUUUCCCUUUGUGUUAAAAACAAAAAAAAACUACCCUAAAGUAUCCUUUGUGUACAGGUACAGGGUGAUCGCGACUACACGUUGACCCGUGUAUAGAAAGUGUGUGUGUGUGCGCGUGAAAACUGAAAGUUUAAGAAGGAAUUGAAUGUUGGCGGAGGAGUUCGAAAAAUCCCAAAAUACAAGCAUGUAAGCGAGCAGUUCCCUGGUAACUUUCGUUGCAAACAUCACUCUAUUUAUUUCAGUUUACUUCGCUUUAGCAUGGAACGACAGUAGCGAUGUCUAGCAAGUCGUUAGUUUUGUUAUCCCCCCCCCCCCCCCCCACCCCAUCCCCAAAAGGGAAGGAGCAAAGAAACCAAUGAAUGGUUAGUAGUGGAAGGAAGAUGAAUGAAAAGUAUUUACUAUGUUAGAAUUAGAUCGAAAGGGCAGCAGCAGUAUGGAUAGAAGUUUGAUAGAGAGAUCUGUUUUUCUCACUCACACCUUUACGGUGUAGAGGAUGGUCUUGUACUAAGACUGUAUCUUGUAUAUAUGUGUAAUGCACUAUCGAUACGCCUAAAGCAUUCUGUCCUUGAACGUACGAAGUGAACUCACACUCUCCCAAGCACAUAAUGUUUUAGUGUGUGUGUUCCGCUUUCUCCUACUUAGAAGCAAAAAGAAAAAAAAACGGUCUACAAGACAUUUAAACUGCGUGUGGUGUAAGUGUCAAUUACCAUUUAGAGAGUAACGCAGCGAAGCAGCAGCAUUGAAAUGAGGGAACAGUUUUCCCCUUUUUAGAAGGAGAAGGAGAAGCGGAGGGCUGGAGAAGGGUAGUUUGAGAGCUGCUAAAGAGAAACCAAAUAAUCAAAGAAGAAGAUAAUAUAUAUAUAAAAACAAAACAAAACCUUGUGUAGUGGUGUAGUGUUGUGUAGUGUAUAGCGUGUUUUAGGAUUAUGUGCGGUGGGGCACACAAAGGACAAAACCAGAACUCUAUGUGUGUGUGUGUGUGUGAGUGCAGGGGAUCACAGACAAAACACUAACGUUUCUAUGUGCAAUAAUGCAACCUUAAUGGCAUAUAAAAAAACACACACAGAGAGAAAGUCUGUUCGCUGCUCUCGAGUGACACAGAAAGAGCUCAGUACAACAGUAUCAACAAACUGUUAUACUGAGCGGUUCAGUAGUGUAGUACUAGUGAAGUAGUGAUAGCAUAUGCGUGUAUGUAUGUGUAGACUAGAGGCCAGCACCACCAUCACCCACACCUCUCUCUCCCCCGGGGUUGAAAAGCAGAAAAUGGUGGUGAAAAGCAGCAGGUUCUCCUAAAAACGGGUUCUCGAUGGGUUUUAAGCUGCGCACCGCAGGCGCAAGAAGGGGCGCAGUGCAUAAUACGCCUAGACUGAUGUAGGAUGAUCGAUAGCAAGCGGUAUGGCGAGUGCUUUCCCAGUUUCAACUACUACUUCAAACAAGGCUACUUAAACGCCGGAGGCGGUUUUGGGGGGAUUUGAAUUUUGUGCCCUUACAAAGCACUCCGCCCGCCCGCCAGCCACCAACACACACACACACACACACGCAACGUGUCUUUGGAUCCCAUUUUGUCUUUUUGAUUAAGUUUAGAGUAUAGUAAAGCGAUGAUACACUACAAGAGAGUAUAAUAAGAAAAGCUACGUUUAGGUAAGCUUUUUACCGUAUGGGAUAAGAGAUUUUUCGACUUUUACAAACUUUAUGCCUCCCUUCUUCAUGUGUGUCUGUGCUCGUCCUUAAGAGCGAACACAAUUACACAAUUCUAGUAUUUUUUCCAUAUGGUAUGGUGUAGAUAAAACUGAUGGAAGAAGGAGAGAGAGAGAGUACGAGGAUAAAAAGCAGCAAACAAAUCAAACCUCAACUGCCUUUUCUGAAAAAAAAAACGUAUUUAUCCACAAUCCCAUUUUUUGCCGCACAGUGCGUUUGUGCGUAUUGUGAGUAUUGGGAUGGACUGUGUUUCUACGUCCUCUACGUAUUUUCCUUUUUCUUCUCCCCCCCCUCCCCCACCACACUGUUCGUGUUUUUGUGCAAUGAGUGCAAUGAGAAAGGAAAGGAACUGUGUAAGAACCCAUCUAGGGUGAAGUAGUAGAAGAUACAGUGUGCAGAAUAUAGUAGAGAUAAGGGUUUAGCUUUUAAUUGUUUUAUCACUACCACCACUGUACACAUUAAUCCCCCCGCGCCCCCCUCCCGAAACUAUCUUUUCCCUUUUUUUUCAAAAUGCAUCCACCUUCCCCCAGAAAAUAGACGGGAGGGACCCCCCCCCCCCCCCUCAUCCGAGUAUAAUGUUAAAUCGAUACCAAAGUUAACAACAUUCCCAAAAGAUACCAAGCAUAACGAAAAACAAACAAGCAAGCAAGCUCCCUUACUCUAUCUCUUGUGACUAUCUCAAAUGGCGGAACUGUUGUAAAAAAACCCUUUUCUUCCGUUUACGCGCAGCAGCAUCAAAGUCUCUCUUUCUCUCAUCUCUUACUUGCGCACGACACUCUUUUGCGCAACGCCUUCGAAGCCGCCUGCUCGGCUCGGCUGCCUAUGAAUGUUCAUUGUAAGUGUUGUGUGUCAUUCGGUGUCAUUGUGCACGUGUUUUGCUCGCUUUAGUGGAAUAGCCAAAUAGCCGGAGUUGUGUCAAAGCUCGCCCCCGAACCUAACCUAUCACCUAUUAUCCUUUAUACAUCAGAGCAAAAAGUACCUACCUGCAUUGUAAACAGUAUUUGUCGCUUUCUGUUGACGCUUGUUGUUGAUGAUGAUGGAUGAAGGAAGGCAGCAGCAGAAGGCCCUCAUCACGCUCUUCACCACGUGUUGGGCGGCGGGGCGCUUAUUCUCAGUGUUUUAGGAAAUUGUGGAAAUGGUAAUAGUGGUAUCCAAAACCCAAUCCAAUCCCAAAAAAGUAUUUUAGCAAACCAACACAGAUCGCAGAUUUAGUAAAUGGGAUUAUAAUUGCACGUUGUAGAGCAGCAAGAAAAAAUAACCAAAAAAAAGAAUACACACACACACACUCUCUGUAAGGCUCUAUUAAAGGCUUUAAAGGCUUUUCAAUCGAUGUGUAAAUGUGGAAACAAAACAAUCCUCUGCAAGAUGAAAAUAAUAUCCCAAAAUACAGAAAUAUUACACUCAAACCGAGCAGUAGAGAAGGUGAAUUGGUGCAGGAUGUAAAGGAGAUGGAUGGCACACACACACACACAAGGCUAGAGUGAAGGAUGAAUGCGUUUGCAUUAUAGAGACAUUAAUUGAGAGAGCUGCCGAAGAUACGUGUUUAUGGUAAAGAUUUGUUUUUGAAUGAAUUAUAACAGUUAUACCCAAGAGAAAAAGAAGGAUUAAAAACAUCCCCUUUAACAAAAGAAAAGUACCAAGAGAGAAAGAGGAAAAGAGAGCUAAAUGAAAAUAGAACCUUGUUAGAGCGAGAGAAAGAGAUGCUAUCUUAUUAUUAUUAAAAAAAAGACCUUUUUAAGAGGGCGCAAAGCAAGAACGUAUAUACCGAUAUGAAUGGGUGGGAAAAAUGCGAAAAAAUUAAGGCAGAGAUAGGGAAAGAAAAUACACAAAUACACACACUACUUCUAAACAAAACAAAACUACAACUUAAACUUACGAACAUUAGUAGAGUAUAUAUUUUAAAUAUAUCUUUCAAAAACAA